Molecule: messenger RNA, 1092 nt
Organism: Rangifer tarandus platyrhynchus (Svalbard reindeer)
Lineage: Eukaryota; Metazoa; Chordata; Mammalia; Artiodactyla; Cervidae
Source: the annotation of a GenBank genome assembly
AUGAAGAGAAACCUAAAUGAAAAUCCAACUAGGAGUACAGCAGGCUGUUUGCCUGUACCAUUGUUCAAUCAGAAAAAGAGGAAUAGACAGCCAUUAACAUCCAAUCCACUUCAAAAUAAUCCAGGUAUCAGUAAUGCUUCUGACAGUUAUGAUUUCCCUCCUUUACCAUCAGAUUGGGCCUGGGAAGCUGUGAAUCCGGAGUUGCCUCCUUUAACGAAAACAGUGAACACGGGGCAAAUACCACAUUCAGUUUCUCAUCCCCUGAGAAGUGAAAAUUCUGUGUCUAAACCUAUUCAAUCAAAUGCUGAGAGAAGCAAGAGUGAUUGGAGCUACAGAGAUGGCAACAAAAAUACUAGUUUAAAAACUUGGGAUAAAAAUGAUUUUAAGCCUCAGUACAAAAGAAGAAAUCUAAUGACAAAUAAUGAAAUAAAUUCCAGUUCAAUGAAUUUGGGAGCUCAACAGCAGAAACAAUUAAGAGUAUCUGAAUCUACUAACUUACCUAGCCAAAGAGAAAGUGAAGCACUCAGACAAGCAAAGUCGUCAGAAAUGCCUGGCUCCACAAUGAGAAGUCUAAACAAAAAUAGCACAUUGCAGGCGUUUAAGCCCAAUUUUCAACAAAAUCAAUUUAAGAAAAAAAUGUUCGAUGGUUUUCAAGAAGUAAACACCCUCAAGGAAGCUUCAUCAUAUCAGUUAAAGCUUAGGGAAAAAGAUAAUUCUUUAAGAAUUAUAUCUGCAGUUAUUGAAAGCAUGAAGUACUGGCGUGAACAUGCACAGAAAACUGUACUUCUUUUUGAAAUAUUAGCUGUUCUCGAUUCAGCUGUUACACCUGGCCGAUACUGUUCAAAGACUUUUCUUAUGAGAGAUGGGAAACAUACUCUGCCAUGUGUAUUUUAUGAAAUAGAUCGUGAACUUCCCAGAUUGAUUAGAGGCCGAGUUCAUAGAUGUGUUGGAAACUACGACCAGAAAAAGAAUAUUUUUAAAUGUGUUUCUGUCAGACCGGCGUCUGCUUCUGAACAAAAAACUUUCCAAACAUUUGUUAAAAUUGUAGAUGCUGAAAUGAGAUAUUAUACUAGUGUAAUGAAUGAAGUUUAA